Molecule: messenger RNA, 3105 nt
Organism: Plutella xylostella (diamondback moth)
Lineage: Eukaryota; Metazoa; Arthropoda; Insecta; Lepidoptera; Plutellidae
Biological process (GO): regulation of transcription by RNA polymerase II
Cellular component (GO): nucleus
Molecular function (GO): RNA polymerase II cis-regulatory region sequence-specific DNA binding; DNA-binding transcription activator activity, RNA polymerase II-specific
Source: RefSeq, a predicted model, not a curated record
GAUUAUCAUGCUACAGUCUAUUGAAUUUUUGUAAAAUUAUGAACUAGUUAUAAAUCUUCUUGCAUGUUCUGAAAACUGGUAGAAAAUGGUUCUGAAUACUUACUAUUUUUCCCACCUUUUGUACACUCAUAAAUGUAUUUCUGCAAUAAAGGAUUAUAUUGAUCCCAUUUCUGAAGGCACAAAUUCUAAUUUCAGGCUGUCAUAACCUUAUAUACAUUCUUUGUUUAUAAUCAGGCUGUAUGAGUAAUACUGUUAGUGAGUGGACUGAUGGUCGGUGGAGCAGAAGAGUGGAGACCACGUACCGUUGUACGAAACCACACAAUAAGAUGGAGGAUGGCAUGGACAUAGAGGAACAUGAUCUGUUGAACGACCCUACUGUGAGGAGUGUGUUUCCAGAUCUUGCCAUUCUCAAACAAGAAAUUAUUGAUUUUGAUACAAGUGAAGGUGUAGCACCAGAAACAUUUACAACGUCGCCAGAAGUAUCAAUGAGAAAUGAACACAAAAAUCAACUACACAAUUUAACAGUCUACAGUGGGGAUCAUCCUACCGAGUGCUCCACUCAAGACCUGGAUGUGAAACCUGACCACCUGUGUACUGACAUGGAUGACACAAUAACGGUCAAGCGCAACAGCUUGACAGAAUUUCAUGAAAUUGAAACUGUAAUCAAGAAGGAAUCAGAGAAUGUUGUACCAAAUGAAUUGCCAUUUUACAGGAACAGGAUUAUACUUGGGAAGAUACAAGUAGAUGAGUCUGACGAAGAACGAGAAACUGAUGCACCAGGUGACUGUAAUAAUGUUGUAAACAACAAAUCAAACAAUGAUCAAGAUUUGGCAGUGUCAAUAUACACUGAUGAAAACAGAAGUAUGAGGAUAACUAAACAGAAUUAUGAAAAAAAGGAAAAAUGUUUGCGAGCGAAAAUUAUUUUAACAAACUGUUAUACAACUCUAUUGAACAACAACUGUUACUGUGCUCAGUGUGCAGUGUUGUUCCCCACCACUGAAGCGUAUAGUGAACAUUACACGAGCACACACACCGAGACCACUCACUCAACUAAAGCCUCGGCUUCUCUUGUGAAACGUAAACAAAUCAUAUACCCACGUGAGAAAGCAUUUGUGUGUGACACCUGCACGAAAACAUUCAGCAAAAAAACCAGCUUGAUAAAGCACAUUUUAAUUCACACUGGCGAAAAGCCAUUCGAGAGUGACUUUUGCAAGAAAACAUCGAGGCAUCGGUCUGCAAUGAAAAGACACAAGUUACUUCACACUGGGGAAAAGCCCAUCCAGUGUGACAUUUGCGCGAAAACAUUCAACCAAAGGUGUUAUCUUAAGGAGCACAUGUUACUUCACACUGGUGAAAUAUCUUUCGAGUGUGACAUUUGCACGAAAAUAUUCAGGCACCGGUCUUCUUUGAAAACACACAAGUUACUUCACGCUGGCGAAGAGCCAUUCCAGUGUGACAUUUGCACGAAAACAUUUAGACAAAUAAGUCAUUUGAAGAACCACAAGUUACAUCACACUGGAGAGAAACCUUUCCAGUGUGAAACCUGCAAGAAAACAUUCAAAUAUGUAUCAGUUUUAAAACAACACAAGUUAACUCACACUGGCGAAAAGCCAUUCGAGUGUGACAUUUGCAACAAAACAUUUAACCAAAUAAGAAAUUUAAAGAAACACAAGUUACUUCACACUGGCGAAAAGGCGUUCCAGUGUGACAUUUGCACGAAAUCAUUUAGCCAAAUAUGUCAUUUGAAGAGCCACAAGUUAGUUCACAGUGGCGAAACGCCAUUCCAGUGUGAAAUUUGCAUGAAACCAUUUAACCAAAUAAGUCAUUUGAAGAGACACAAGUUAGUUCACACUGGCGAAAAGCCAUUAAAGUGUGACAUUAGCACGAAAACAUUUAACCAAUUAACAAAUUUGAAGAAACACAAGUUACUACACACUGGGGAAAUGCCAUUCCAGUGUGACAUUUGCACGAAAUCAUUUAACCAUAGAAGUAAUCAUAGGAGGCAUAUGUUAACUCACACUGGCGAAAAGCCAUUCGAGUGUGAAACUUGCAAGAAAACAUUUAACCGAAGAAGUAAUUUAAAGAGCCACAAGUUAAUUCACACUGGCGAAAAGCCAUUCCAGUGUGACAUUUGCACGAAAACAUUUACCCAAAGAAGAAAUUUGAAGAGCCACAAGUUAAUUCACACAGGAGAAAAUCCAUUUGAGUGUGAAACUUGCAAGAAAACAUUCAGAUAUAUAUUUGCUUUAAAUCAACACAAGUUAACUCACACUGGUGAAAAGCCAUUCCAGUGUGACAUUUGCACUAAAAAAUUUAACCGAAGAAGUCAUUUGAAGAGCCAUAAGUUAACUCACACUGGCGAAAAGCCAUUCCAGUGUGACAUUUGCAAGAAAACAUUUACCCGAAGAAGAAAUUUAAAGAGCCACAGGUUACUUCACACUGGAGAAAAGCCGUUCCAGUGUGACAUUUGCAAGAAAAAAUUUAACCAAAUAAGAAAUUUAAAGACACACAAGUUACUUCACACUGGCGAAAACCCAUUCCAGUGCGAAACUUGUCACAAAAUAUUAAUGUAUCCAAAAGAUUUGAAGAGUCACAACAUAAUUCACACUGGCGCAAAGCUUUUCCAGUGUGAAACUUGCAAGGAAACCUUCAAAGAUAUAUCAAAUUUAAGUUAACUCACACUGGCGAUCACAGUAGCCUGUGGCUACUUACUACCACCACACAUACCUUACCAAGUUACCACAACAACCAGAAGAACUUACCAUAACCUUACCUUACCAGAAAGCAAACCAAUACCAGAAAUAAUAGCCAGAAUAAUAAGCAAUAUUUUAUUUAACAUUGCAUCGGUUGUAAGUUCAUGAAACAAGAUUCAGUUCUGAAAAGAACUAUUUAUGCAGCAAGCAGAAGCAAGCGGCAGCAGCGACGACCACGCGGCGGCGCGGAGAGCGCGACGCGGCUCGCUCGAUGUCCGAGCAAGGAACAGGAGCGAGUCCCCGCGUCGCGAGUACUGAAGCUACGCCCGCGCGCCCCGCGGACUCCCCGAGCACAACCAUUUCUUAUAUAUAAGUAGGCUAACUUUUGUAAAUAAAUUAUUCAUAUUCUGUC